AUGUUUUCAUCAGCUGGUUCUUCCUCCGUUACUUCGCUCCUUUCUGUUUUUCCGUCACAUGGAAGCUAACCGGCUAACUCAAAAGUCACCAUGGACGUGAGCCGGUUCACACCGGGACGGAGACGCGGUGCCGCCGGACAACGAUAACACCUGACCCCCCCGUCCCGCCCCGUCCCCCACCACCCCUCCCUCUGCCCAGUCUGUCCCGGUUAUCGAGUGACGUCGUCGGUUAUCUGUGAGACUUUUGCCCCUUCAUCCCGCCGCCGCGGCUCCGCGCUAGCUGGACAAGCUAACUAGCUGGUUAUAAAGCGGCUCCACUAACCUGCCGACUCACCGACUGGGCAUGCGCGAUGGCGUCGGUUCGGGUCGCGGUUCGGGUCAGACCCAUGAACAGAAGGGAGAAGGACUUGACCGCAAAAUGCAUCAUCAAGAUGGAUGCGACCAAAACCUCCGUCACCAACCUGAAGAUCCCCGAUGGCAUCGGAGCCGAUUCGACGCGGGAUCGAACCAAAACGUUCACGUACGACUUCUCCUACGACUCCACGGACUGCAAGAGCUCCUCGUUCGUCUCCCAGGAGAAGGUUUUCAAAGAUCUGGGCUCGGACGUGCUGAGGGCGGCGUUCGAGGGCUACAACGCCUGCGUCUUCGCCUACGGUCAGACCGGCUCGGGGAAGUCCUACACCAUGAUGGGAAAUCCAGGGGACGCAGGUCUGAUCCCGAGGUUCUGUGAAGGCUUGUUCAGUCGUAUCGCCGCGGCAACUCGGUGGGACGAAGCUUCGUUUCGCACGGAAGUCAGCUACCUGGAGAUCUACAACGAGAGGGUGAGAGACCUGCUGAGGAGGAAGUCCUCUCAGACCUACAACCUGCGAGUCAGGGAGCACCCGAAGGACGGGCCCUACGUCGAAGAUCUGUCCAAACACCUGGUGCAGAACUACAGCGACGUGGAGGAGCUGAUGGAGGCCGGGAACAUCAACCGCACCACCGCCAGCACCGACAUGAACGACGUCAGCAGCCGCUCGCACGCCAUCUUCACCAUCAACUUCACGCAGGCCAAGUUCGAUGCCGAGAUGCCCAGUGAGACGGUCAGUAAGAUCCACCUGGUCGAUCUGGCCGGCAGCGAGCGAGCCGACGCCACCGGAGCGACCGGCGUGCGCCUGAAAGAAGGAGGGAACAUCAACAAGUCGCUGGUCACCCUCGGCAACGUCAUCUCCGCUCUCGCCGACAUGACGCAGGACGGCGUGAACACCAACCUGAGGAGGAAGGCGGUGUUCGUCCCCUACAGAGACUCGGUGCUCACCUGGCUGCUGAAGGACAGCCUGGGCGGCAACUCCAAGACCAUCAUGAUCGCCACCGUCUCCCCCGCCGACGUGAACUACGGCGAGACGCUCAGCACUCUGCGCUACGCCAACCGAGCCAAAAUCAUCAACAAGCCCACCAUCAACGAGGACUGCAACGUGCGGCUGAUCCGAGAGCUGCGGGCUGAGAUCGUCCGCCUGAGGGCUCUGCUGAUUCAGGGCAACCAGAUCGCUCUCCUGGAUUCGCCCACGGCUCUGAGCAUGGAGGAGAAGCUGCACCAGAACGAAGCCAGAGUCCUGGAGCUGACGAAGGAGUGGACCAACAAGUGGAACGAGACGCAGAACAUUCUCAAGGAGGAGACUCUGGCUCUGAGGAAAGAGGGCAUCGGCGUCGUGUUGGACUCCGAGCUGCCGCACCUCAUCGGCAUCGACGACGACCUCCUCAGCACCGGCAUCAUCCUGUACCAUCUAAAGGAGGGACGGACGUACGUGGGCCGAGAGGACGCGUCCACACAGCACGACAUCAUCCUGCACGGUCUGGACCUGGAGAGUGAACGCGUGUUUGAGAACCAGAACGGUAAAGUGACCCUGGUGCCGCUCGGGGGGGCUCAGUGCUCCGUUAACGGGGUUCAGGUGACGCAGUCGUCACAGCUCAACCAAGGUGCGGUUAUUCUGCUCGGCAGGACCAACAUGUUCCGGUUCAACCACCCGAAGGGGGCCAAGCUGAGGGAGAAACGAAAGAGUGGCCUGCUCUCCACAUUCAGCCUCUCCAUGACGGAUCUGUCCAAGUCCUGCGAAAGCCUGUCCACCGUGAUGCUACAACCCGGGCUGGAGUUUGAGAGACAGCAGAGAGAAGAGCUGGAAAAACUGGAGCUGAAACGGAGGCUGAUCAAAGAGAUGGAGGAAAAGCACCAGAGUGAGAAGGCAGAGCUGGAGCUCCUCCAGCAGGAGGUGGAGAGUCAGCGUAAGGAGUCCGAGGAGGUGCAGCAGCGGAUCCUCCAUCAGGAGGAGAGCCUCCGCCGCCGCAGCCAGGACAUCGAGAGCCGCCUGCGAGACUUCCUGGCCGAGAAGGAGCGCUUCGAGGAGGAGAGGCGCUCGGAGAUCCACGCGGAGGACCCCCUGCGGGGGAAACCUCUGCAUGAGGAGGAGGAGGAGGAGGGCGAAGCAGGGGAGCAGCGGCGGCAGCAGGAGGCCGCCGAGCAGACCGAGAUCUACCGCGAGCUGGAGAGGCUGAAGAGGGAGCGCGAGGAGCAGAAGGUCCGUCUGGAGGCGGAGCGGCGGCGGCUGGAGGAGCAGGAGCGCGAGCAGCUGAGCCUGGUGGGGCGGCUGGAGGAGCAGCUGAGGGAGAAACGCGAGGCCGCCACCGCCCUGCUGACCCGGGAGGAUGCCCGCCGCCUGGAGGAGGAGCGCCGGGCCCUGGCGGAGAUCAGAGAGGCGCUCCUCCGCGCCAAGGAGACCGCCGAGCGGCCGGACGUGGAGGACGCCGGCGAGGAGGCGAGAGCCGCCCAGGCGCGCUACACGGUCUUCAAGGAGGCGCAGGUGAAGGAACUGGGCCGGCUGGAGGAGGGGCUCCGGCAGCAGAGGGAGCGCCUGGAGAAGGAGGUCGCCGCCGAGCGCGGCGCGCUGCUGCGCCUCGCCCACGGCCUCAAGGAGCGACGCCGGCAGCUGAAGGACACCCAGGAGAAAGGGGCGCAGGACGCCACGGCCGUCUGCCAGGAGGAGCAGCUGGUCAAGCAGGCGGAGCAGAGGCUGCAGUUCAAGGAGCGCCAGCUGGCCAGCGUGGCCGACGGCCUCCUCCCCGCGCUGGCCGAGGAGAAGCAGCGCGCCGCGGAGAUGCUGGAGCGCAGCGGCGGCGGCAGCAACGGGAACUGCGACAGCCCGCCGGGGCUCGACAACACGCUGUUCCAGGUGGAGAAGGAGCUGGAGGACAAGGAGGAGAAGCUGCACCUCCACCGGCACGGCGCCCAGCAGCUGCAGCAGCUCCGGGAGACCUACGAGUUCACGGCCAACGUGGCGCGGCAGGAGGAGAAGGUGAGGAGGAAGGAGACGGAGAUCCUGGAGUCCAAGGAGAAGCAGCAGCGGGAGGCCAUGGAGCAGGCGGUGGCGCGGCUGGAGAGGAGGCACUCGGCCCUGAGGCGCAGCGUCUCCCUGGAGCCCGACGGCGAGGAGCAGAGACACAAGAGCGUCCAGAACCAGAGGACGGGGGCCGGCCCGGACCAGCAGAGAGUCGAGCGGGAGCUCCAGAAGCUGAGGCGGAGGAUCAGCGAAGGAGGAGAAGACGACAACAGGACUCGCGCCGUCGGCAACGAGGAGAAGACGAGUCACAGCGUCCAGAGUCUGAACGCGCCGCUGUCGGACGACCGGAUCAACGCGUACAUCGAAGAGGAGGUCCAACGGAGGUUGCGCAAGAUCAAUCUCCUCAACGGCAGCGGCAGCAACGCGGACCUUUCUCUGUCCUGUGAUUCACUCCGGGAUGACGAAAAGCUUCAAAACAUUAAUCCAAGGAGGCUUAAAUAUGAGCACCUGGUCUGCCGUCCUCUCGGGUCGAGCUGCGACGGCCUGCAGGAGCUCGUUAAAAUUAGCAUUCCUCGCUACGUUCUCCGCGGGCAGGGGAAGGACGAGCACUUUGAGUUCGAGGUGAAGCUGGCCGUGAUGGACGAGAUGUGGGCCGUGUUCAGGCGCUACAGCCGCUUCCGGGAGAUGCACAAGAGCCUCAAACUGAAAUACCCGGAGCUGGCAGCUCUCGAGUUCCCUCCCAAGAAACUGUUUGGAAACCGAGACGAGCGGAUGGUCGCCGAGCGCCGGAACCACUUGGAGCGUUAUCUGAGGAACUUGUUCCGGGUGAUGCUGUCGUCCUCCAGCUCUCCCCUCAGAGCCGACGCGGACGGCGGCUUCCACCUCACCAAACACGCCAUCUGCGAGCUCUCGCCGUUCUUCAAGAAGGGCGUCUUCGAGUACAGCAGCCACGGCACCGGCUGACCCCGCCUCCAGAAAAAAAAGGGGAAGAACGAAACCACCCCCCCCCGCCCCGCCCCGCCCCGCCCCGAAAAAAAGAAGUAGGAAAAGUCAGCGCUCUGUUUUAAAGAGUUUAAUUUCUACGUCGUAGCAAUAAACCGCUAUAUUCUAAUAUAUUUCCAUGCAGCUGUGAUGUUUAUGGCCACGCCCCCCUCUUGUAGAAGAGUGUGUGAGAGUGAGAUCAAAGAAAAAUGGCAAAAGAGUCACGUUUAGUUUUAGCUUCUUUGCCGUUUUAAUGUCAUCAUAUGGAGAAUAUCUUUGGUCCGAUGGGCAGAACAACGCGUUUGACUCUAGGAAAUUAAUGUUGGGCAUUCUUGACAUUUUACGAUAUCGAUAUAUAAAAAAAAAAAAAGGGAAUCUAUAGGUGAGCAUAGCGAGGCAUUAACACCGGCGGGAGAACGGGGGUUCGAAUCCCAGAACGACUGAAUAAUACGGAGGCGGAGCCACAAUGUGGUCGUCUUGACUUGUUUGUAGUUAAAGAAGACGACAAAAACACUGAAACCAGUCGCGUGUUAACUGGUUCGUUAAGAGAUCUCCACCUGAUGGGGUUCCUCGUUAGUGAUGGAGGAUGAACAAUGGAAACGUUUAAAGGAACAGUGUUGCAUUUACGGGGGAAUCUAUUGGCAGAAAUGGAAUAUAAUAAUAAACACGCUGGCCCUUUAAGUGUUUUUGUAGUCCCUCUGGUUAAUAACUCGGAGAUGAAGAUAAAUACUCCACAGCUUACAUUUGGAAGGAAUCUCUUAAUGUCCAGCAUGAACAGGAAGAUUAAUAUAUAAUAAGGAUUAAAAAAAAACGGUUUUCAGUUGUCAAAGUGCCCUUUUUGUUGACUUUCAGCUGCCAAAUAAUAUUUAGAACCCGCAAAUGACUGAACGGUGUCCAAAAAAAGAAAGGAAGACGUAGUUCUACUGCAUUUUCUUGACACGUUUAUAAUAAUGUGUGUUUUAUCUGCUGUACAAAUGGAGGAGCAACCCGCUGCACCGACGGCCUCAAAAGGAUGCGUUCAAAGAACUGUUGUAAAGUACGGCGUCACUUUGUUCAUUGGAGCGAUGCGCGUAAUAUCAGAACCGAGCGUCCGAUGCAUUUCAACUCGUCAUAAUUCCCAAAAUUCGCGCGUUUAUGAAGCUGCGGCGACUGUUUUCUCUCUUGUGUGCACUAAGGUUGGGUGGCUGUGUUUUGGCGGCCAUUUUUCUUUUCCGCGUCGGCGCGAAUUCAAAACUCAUCUUUGACCGAUCGACUUCGAAUGCAUUAUUUUUCCUCUUUUUUUUUCUCCAAAUAGUACAAAAGUACGCAGAUACGAAUAAUUAAUUCAGAGGCAUUGUUUCGCUGAUUUUAUUUUCCAAAAGAAGACGAGCGAUCCGAUCGUGAAGUCGUCCUCACGGUUGUUGUUAUCCGUGUGAACAGGAAGCUGGUUUGUGGAGCCCACUUGACUGCUUCCUGUUUGUUUGUUUGUUUGUUUGUGUCUCCAUAAGCCAUAAGACUGGGAGUGUAUAAAGUGUAAAUGUUGAUGUGCAUAGUUUUUCUAUACGAUGUGCUCGUCUGUGAUGUAAACUGUUGACAUUGAAUGUCAGUAAAAGGAACGUACCACA
Messenger RNA from Cyclopterus lumpus (lumpfish), 5896 nucleotides. RefSeq names its product kinesin family member 16Ba (gene kif16ba). Gene Ontology annotation, biological process: microtubule-based movement. NCBI's taxonomy places the organism in Eukaryota, Metazoa, Chordata, Actinopteri, Perciformes, Cyclopteridae. Gene Ontology annotation, molecular function: microtubule motor activity; ATP binding; phosphatidylinositol binding. The record is from RefSeq and is a predicted model, not a curated record.